This is a messenger RNA of Anastrepha ludens (Mexican fruit fly), 1854 nucleotides long. RefSeq names its product chitinase domain-containing protein 1. Lineage: Eukaryota; Metazoa; Arthropoda; Insecta; Diptera; Tephritidae. The coding region runs from base 508 to 1719 and encodes 403 amino acids. The record is from RefSeq and is a predicted model, not a curated record. Gene Ontology annotation, cellular component: extracellular region. Gene Ontology annotation, molecular function: chitin binding; oligosaccharide binding. The transcript is spliced from 7 exons. Gene Ontology annotation, biological process: carbohydrate metabolic process.
CAUUUUAUUCCAUUGUUUUCGUUAAUUUUUUCAUUUCGAUGUGAUAGCUAAUUUCGAUAAAUUUCCGAUAAAAAAUAGGCAAGACAACAAUUUUUUUGUAAUUUUCAAGGUAUCAAUAAGGCUGAAUUACUUACAAACGAGUUAAUUCGCUUUAAAAAUAUUGUAUAGCGAACUAUGUAAUCGAAGCAAGGAUGAUAGAUUACCUGACAUUUUUUUACAAUAUAUUCGAAUUAUCUGGGAAGUGAAUUACGAAUGAGAGAGCGAAUUAUGAAUGGCAGAGCUAAUACGUGCCGUGGGAACUUAGCUUAAGAGAAACCUAAAUAAUCAAACAAUCCAACAUGACUUUAUUGAAUCAAGUAGCCGGUCAAUAAUAUAAGAAUAUAUAAAUAAGCGCUGGUAGGAGUGGUUGGUGGCUGGUUUACCUCUUCUGGUGACAUAUUUCAACUUCAAAAGGCCAGUCUGUUCGUGCAUGUUAUAAAGCCAAUUGAUAAUAGUGAACAUACGAACAUGCCGACCACUGCCACAUAUUCACUUCUAAUAACCGUAUUAUUGAUUGUGUUUUCAACGAUUGAAGCUACAUUAUCACCAAGGAAAGGACGUGCUGAAAAAACCAAAACAAUUAAACCUUUAAAUGUGUUAGCUGGGCCUCACGAUGAAUCGGUUUUCGAAAGAAAUCUAAUUGAUAUGCGUCCCCUACCCCAAGAUAUUCUAGAGCACAAUGCGGCAUAUUACAAGGAUACUUCAUUACGGAAUUUCAACGGCACUGUACUUGGCUAUGUUACGGCGUGGAACUCACAUGGGUAUGAUGUGGCAAAAUGGUUUGCGCGAAAAUUCGAUAUUAUCUCCCCGGUGUGGUUUCAAAUUGUCAAAAAUGGUGAUGAAUAUGAAUUAGCUGGCACACACGACAUUGAUCAAAGUUGGAUGCGAGAAGUGCGCCGCAAGGGUAAAAACGAUCGUGGUACUACAGUAAAGAUUUUUCCACGCUUCAUAUUUGAUAAAUUUACGGAACGGGAUUUUUCUCGAUUGUUGAGUUUGGAGAGAGAGAGGGUGCGUCUAAAUGAACUGUUAGUAAAUGCUUGCAAACAAAAUGAAUUCGAUGGCGUUGUUAUAGAGUUUUGGACGCAAAUUGGAGGACGUGUGGACGAACAUUUUCUCAUUACAUUGGUGCAACAAUUACAUGAAGCACUCAAAAAGGAAAAUUUACGUUUAAUCCUUGUGAUACCGCCAUAUCGACAAGAGGUUCCAAACUUAUUCACUGAAAGGCAUUUAAAUCAACUAUAUAAACAUGUUUAUGCAUUCUCACUAAUGACUUAUGACUAUUCGAAUGUACAAAGACCAGGCGCAAACUCCCCUUUGUAUUGGGUCCGCCAGUCAGUUGAACUACUAGCUCCUGCUACAAGCCACGAUGUUAAGACGAAACGUCGCAAAAUUCUUUUGGGCCUUAAUAUGUAUGGAAAUGAUUAUACGUCUGACGGUGGUGGGCCAAUUGUAGCUGCACAAUAUUUAAAACUUUUGAAUUAUGCAAAAAAACGUGUACCUUUCGAUGAGCUGGAUGUGGAAAACUACUUUGAAGUGAAAGCCGAGGAUGGUCGACAUAUGGUGUUUUAUCCCAGCCUUUAUUCCGUGCAUGAACGCAUAAAACUCGCUCAAGAAUUGGGUACUGGCAUUUCUAUUUGGGAAUUAGGUCAAGGCUUAGAUUAUUUUUAUGAUCUCUUUUAAUGAUGUUAUUUAAAUACUUAAUAAUAUAAGCAAUUAUCGUCGUGGUAAAAUGCUGAUAUAAGGACACAAGCGUAUUUGAAAUCCGUUUGCGACUAAGAAUAUAACCAAUAAACUUUAUGGGUGUCUAUUCUCAUA